AUGAGAUCUUUGUUUUUACUAUUUUUUUCGACAUUUUAUACAAUCAGUCAUUCGACUGAUUUUUGUGUGCUAACUGUAGAGAGUGUGAAGAAGAUUCUUAUUGCGAAUGGUGUCACAACUGAAGAUGAAUGGAACGAAAAUGUUUCUCUUUACAACCAAGGAUACAAACAAAGAUGGCGAGAUUAUAUCAAAUGCUCAUCCUACUAUCGAUCGAAAGGGAGUUCGAAGAUCAACAAUUACCUUCAUAAUGGAAUUUUCGAUCCGUCUAAACGACACCUCUUGUUUCCACCUGAAGUUCUUGAUAUCGCUGAUUUUCCAAAACGUUCUUCGCAGCAAAUUCGCAGAGAUCUUGUGAGCUUGCUUCAUUCUCCCAAUAACCCAGACGAUUAUUAUUUUUGCUUGAAAAUUCAACGACCAGCUCCACCUGCUCUUCCAGAUUAUAGUGAUGAAGACUAUAUUAUGUAUGAUACCCCCGAUAUUGAAAUGGAUCAAACUCUUCCAGAGCUCUCUGAUACUUGUUCUUUGGCAAAUAUUUUUUCAAAAAUAAGAAGACCAGAAGAAAGCUUUGAUCAGAAUAAAUCCUUUUCUGGUCAAGGCUCUCAGAAGACGUGGAAUUAUGUUAUGUUGCAGAUGUUGAUUACGAGUAAAAUGGAGAAUCUACCCACGACGGGCAUUGUAAAAUUUUUGCAGAACGUUGUUGACGCCAACAAGUGCUUGGGCCCUCUCCGGAAAACCGAAAAUGGCCGAGUUAAAUACGCGAUUCCUUCCCAAUCGUAUAUAAAUUCUCUUGUACCCGGAUUUCCAGCUGUCCUUCAAACUCAACGUGUACAGUUCCUCGAAUCUUCGGAAUAUGUAACGUUAGCACUAGGAAGUGGUUGGCGUGAGAUACCCUAG
This is a messenger RNA of Oikopleura dioica, 894 nucleotides long. Lineage: Eukaryota; Metazoa; Chordata; Appendicularia; Copelata; Oikopleuridae. The record is from the annotation of a GenBank genome assembly.